This is a messenger RNA of Brassica napus (rape), 1200 nucleotides long. RefSeq lists its product as uncharacterized. The transcript has a single exon. Bases 1 to 1200 code for a protein of 399 amino acids. The record is from RefSeq and is a predicted model, not a curated record. Lineage: Eukaryota; Viridiplantae; Streptophyta; Magnoliopsida; Brassicales; Brassicaceae.
AUGCUGACGGUAGUGCAACAAUUUGAUUACGAUGUCGACUACUCAACACCAAAUCUGUUAGUAGUAAAGUGUUGGGUUAGAGGUUGUAGUUGGAAAUUAAGAGCAUCACCAACAAGUGAUAGUCCUCACUUUACGGUAUGCGGCUAUGUUUCAGAAAAUACUUGUUCAGUUACAGAAAGAUCAGCUCGUUGCAGACAAGCAACACCAGAGAUUCUUGGAGCUUUAUACAGUGAAUUUAUUGGUGGAGUGGAGCCAAGAAUUUUGCCCAGUCAUGUGAUGCAGUCGCUUAACAUGUGCUUUGGAAUAAAGAUUGACUACUGGAAAGCUCAUCGGACGCUGCAAUAUGCAAGAGAGUUGGUUAGGGGAUCUGCUGAGAGUGGAUAUCAUGAUUUACCUGCGUAUCUACACAUGAUAAGGGAGGCAAAUCCUGGGACAUUCACUCGCCUAGAGGUAGAUUAUAGUGACAGAUUCAAGUAUCUUUUCCUCGCAUUUGGUGCUACCAUCGAGGGGUUUCCAUUCAUGAGGAAGGUUUCUGUUGUCGAUGGCACGUUCUUGCAAGAAAAGUACAAAGGGACUCUACUAAUUGUGUCAUCACAGGAUGGAAAUUUCCAGAUAUUUCCAAUUGCAUUUGCGAUAGUCGAUACGGAGAACGAUGAAUCAUGGAAGUGGUUUUUUAGACAACUCAACUGUGUGAUUCCAGAUGACGAAAAACUUGCUAUUAUUUCAGACAGGGACAAAUCAAUUGGAAAUGCAAUUACCCAUGUAUAUCCAAAGGCCAGCCAUGGAGUUUGCACUUAUCACUUAUACAUGAAUGUGUUGGUAAAGUUUAGAGGUCGGGAGUUGUUUGGCUUGGUUAAAAAGGCAGCAAAUUCAUACAGAUUGUCAGAUUUUGAGACCAUAUUUGAGGAGAUCAAAUCUAUGCAUCCGACAUUGCAUGGCUACUUGCACAAAGCAGAUGUAAGGAAGUGGGCACGUGCUCAUUUUCCUGGUGAUAGGUACAAUUUGACUACAACUAAUAUAGCUGAAUUUAUAAAUAGAGUGCUUUCAGAUGCAAGGAGUUUGCCCGUUGUAAGACUUUUAGAAGCAAUAAGGCAAAUGAUGACACACUGGUUUUCGACUCGGAAGAAUGAUGCAAAUUUGAUGAAAACAACUUCAACUCGUGGAGUAGAGAAGCUUUUAGAGGUAAACAUGAGUUUCUAA